Molecule: messenger RNA, 1262 nt
Organism: Drosophila mauritiana
Lineage: Eukaryota; Metazoa; Arthropoda; Insecta; Diptera; Drosophilidae
Gene: ARY
Product: aldo-keto reductase family 1 member B1
Exons: 5
Coding region: 52-1206 (384 amino acids)
Cellular component (GO): cytosol
Molecular function (GO): aldose reductase (NADPH) activity
Source: RefSeq, a predicted model, not a curated record
AGCUGGUUGUUUUAAAUAUUUAAAUAUCAAAUUUGUAAAUAUUCUUCAGUAAUGAUCCCAGCGGACUUUUUGACCAGAGAUAUCGUCGAAGAUAAUUCUCAAGUUGCGGUUAUACAUGGUGGUAACCAAAAUACACCAUGUGGGGAAAAGGCCUUACUAAUGGCCCCAAAAGUAAGGCUUAGUAGUGGUUACGAAAUGCCUGUUUUGGGAUUUGGAACUUACAAGCUUCGUGGAUAUCAAUGCUCUGCAGCGGUUCAUUGCGCCAUUGAGACUGGUUUUCGCCAUUUCGAUACUGCAUAUUAUUAUGAGAACGAGAAAGAGAUCGGAGAAGCUCUUCGCACUCAAAUUAAAAUGGGGAAUAUUUCCAGAGAGAAUAUAUUUUUAACAACCAAGCUAUGGAAUACCCACCAUGAUCCAAGAGACGUUCGCCGUAUAUGCGAAAAACAACUUGAGUUGCUCGGAUUUAGUUACAUUGAUUUAUAUCUAAUCCAUUUUCCUGUGGGCUACAAGCACGUGUGCGAUGAAAUUCUGAGGCCCAUGUCAGGAGAUCAAUUACAAACGGUUGAAAUCGACUACUUAGAUACUUGGCGAGGAAUGGAAAAUCUUGUUAAACUAGGAAUGGUUCGAAGUAUUGGGUUAUCAAACUUCAAUAUGGAACAGAUUCAACGGAUAAUUCAGUGUAGCUCUUCUAAGCCAGUAGUUAAUCAAGUUGAGAUCUGGCCAGGCUUUUUACAAAAGGACUUGGUUGAUUAUUGCCGUUACAACGGAAUUAUUGUGACAGCCUUUUCACCUCUUGGUCAACCAAACAGAGAAAAUCAUUGCCCAGUUUAUUUCUUUUCAGAAGGUAUGAAACGAUUGGUUAAUAAGUACAAGCGUUCUGCAAGUCAAAUUGUCUUGCGAUAUUUGAUCGACUACGGAGUAGUUCCCAUACCAAAAGCUGCAAACCCAAUACAUAUAAAAGAAAACUUGAAUAUUUUUGAUUUUAUGCUAGAUGAUGCGGAUAUUCGGUUACUACGUGGUAUAAAACCUAAAAGCCGAAUAGUAAAAUACGAAAUGGUAAAAGAUCAUAUGUUCUACCCCUUUGAACUCUUAAAAGAAAACAAUGAAGAGUCAGAAGUUAAAGAGCCUCAGAUUAAAGAACCAAAAUUGCCAUACAUUCCUAAUGCAGACGAAGAAGAAAGGGAAAAUAAUGAAAAUUAUGAAUGAAAAUUAAAUUGAUUUUAAACUUCAAAAAUACAUAUAAGCAUGUAGUGAUAAGUCGA